Malassezia vespertilionis is the source of this 474-nucleotide messenger RNA. RefSeq lists its product as uncharacterized. The record is from RefSeq and is a predicted model, not a curated record. Gene Ontology annotation, biological process: protein folding. Gene Ontology annotation, cellular component: cytoplasm. Lineage: Eukaryota; Fungi; Basidiomycota; Malasseziomycetes; Malasseziales; Malasseziaceae. The coding region runs from base 1 to 474 and encodes 157 amino acids. The transcript is spliced from 4 exons.
AUGACUGCUGGCAAACCAUCCCCGGACGAACUGCCGGACCCCGCGCUGGAGCAGCUCGAAACGCUGCGGAACGCGAACCGCAUGCCCAUGCAUGCGCUAGAUGAAAGCGAGAAGCAGCAACAGGCUGGCCUGCCGUACCGGUGGACGCAGACGCUCGAGUAUGUCGAGCUUUGCUUUACGCUGCCACAAGGGACCAGGGCCAAGCAAGUGAGCGUCGAUACGAAACGGCAAAGCCUGCGCGUCGCUAUCCACGGCGCAAUUGUGACUGAGGGCGAGCUUGCGAAACUGAUUCUUGUGGACGGCAGUACUUGGUCGAUUGCAGACGAUAAAAUCCUCAGUGUCCACCUCGAGAAGGCAGACAAAAAUGCAUGGUGGGAGCACGUAUACGUGCAUGAGCCCAAGAUCGAUACGUCGCGCAUCGCACCAGAGGAGUCCAAAUUGAGCGAUUUGGACGGAGAGUCGCGCAACGAGUAG